CAACGUGCGUUUUAAACGUCAUCACUAUAAGCCUGCAGAUUGCAUGUUGCUAAUGAUCCUCUGCACCUACGCAAAAUGAAUGUUAUAACAGAAUGAAAAUACUUUAGCUUGUAAUUUAAAAUGUCGGAGACGUUGAACGGAGACUCAUCAGAAACCCUCCGAGCUCGCCAGCAAACUUUACAAGAGCUCACGGAGUUCACUGAAAACUGUCAAACGCAACUGAAAGAACUGUUCGACUCGCUUGGAUGGGACCAAGAAUGGAACGAAAAUAUCAGCAAGGAGUCGAUGAAAUCAUGCCCUUACGACCCAAACCACCGUGUUCCAGACAGAAGCAUGGAAAGACACAAAGUAAAAUGUCUGCUUAACCAGAUGGGUUAUUCCAAAGAUGAACAGGCAGAGAUGUUUGACCCUUCAGGUUGUUACGAGAGAGCCAGCAUUCCUAGUGUGAUUAUGGACAAAAACUUACAACAGCAAGUCAUCCAACAAGCAAGAGCAAAGGCACCUCUAAUCAAAAUGGAAGGACAGUACAGCCAAGGUGACUACUCUAAGGAUGCCAAUGAUGUCCCUCAGAACUAUAAGAGAGCUACAUGUGACCUCACAGUGGCUGACCGAUUGGCUCUGUAUGAUCAUGUGACCCAAGAGACGCUGAGAGCCAAAACAGAAGCCGCCAACAAUGAGGACCUCUACGUGGAUCUGGUUGCCAAGCUCAAGAAAGAUGAUGGUCAGAGCGGUCCGAAGUCUCACCUGGAGGUAUUGGCAGAGAUGAGGGACUACAAGAGGCGGCGUCAGUCAUACCGAGCUAAAAACGUCCACAUCACCAAGAAGUCUUACACUGAGGUGAUCCGGGAGGUGAUAGAUGUUCACUCUGGUGAGCUUGCUAACAUGUGGCAGGAGGAUGAGCAGGAGCCUGAGAUGGAGGAGGCAAAAACAUCCAAACACUCCUCUCACAGGAGGCAGUCUGAGGACCAGCGUUCGGCCUCUGUGGAGUCACGCCAGUCUCAUGUCAGCUCCAGAGAGGACCACAGCUCCAAAGAUGGCCACAGUCACGGCCACAGCCACAGCUCUCGCCAUAAACGCAAGCGCAGCCGGGAACGCAGUCGAGAGGAGGAUGACACCGGCAGGGUGAAGAGGGAUUCCCACUCUCCAGAGGUGAAACGUCAUCAUAAGAAAAAGAAGAAGAAGAAAAAGAAAGAGUAGUUUCCAGAGGUGUGGACGGCAGUUCCUAUUUGGUGCCAUGUUCCAUUUCAAACGUGUUGUAACGUCUUUUUUUCUUUUUGCCAUUGUUUUAGCUCUGUGAGUCUGAGGUCUUACAUGGACACAUAUCUGUGUUCCUAAAACAAAUAAAGUGCACUGAUUUGGUUUGUUAAUUACUGUGGGUAUUAGCAUUCACUGUGUUAUUCACAAGUGUAGUCUUCCAGCGUGUCUAAUUUUAUUUUUACUGCAUCCUUUCUGCUUUGGUAGUAAACAGGUGCUCUGAUUGGUUGAUUGUAUUGACACUAAUAUUUUCUCAUAAUUCUAUGAGAAAUUAGUGUUAAAAGUGAAAUACUAUUAAAGUCUCUAUUAGAGGUCUGAGGGUAGGGUUUAUUAAGCAUCUUCUGUUAUGAAACUGGUAUGAUGGUCUAGAGACAUUGAGGACAACAAACGGUUGAAACAUGUCUGUCUAUUGUGUUCGCAGCAAUUAAACAAAAAAAGAUAUUCA
Molecule: messenger RNA, 1699 nt
Organism: Clupea harengus (Atlantic herring)
Lineage: Eukaryota; Metazoa; Chordata; Actinopteri; Clupeiformes; Clupeidae
Gene: snrnp48
Product: small nuclear ribonucleoprotein 48 (U11/U12)
Cellular component (GO): nucleoplasm; cytosol; U12-type spliceosomal complex
Source: RefSeq, a predicted model, not a curated record